Messenger RNA from Daphnia pulicaria, 716 nucleotides. RefSeq lists its product as uncharacterized. The record is from RefSeq and is a predicted model, not a curated record. The transcript has 6 exons. The coding region runs from base 99 to 716 and encodes 205 amino acids. Lineage: Eukaryota; Metazoa; Arthropoda; Branchiopoda; Diplostraca; Daphniidae.
UCCGAGUAUAAAUAAACGUCGAUGAGAUGUGAAAGGGCCUCGAGCUUCAUCAUUCGCUUUCCUCUUCUUCCAGCAGCAACAACACAUCGCCCUAAAAAAUGAAUUUCAUUAUUCAGAUGGUCUUGUUCGUCGCCAUUUGCGCUGCCGUUUUACCCGGCUCAUCUGCUGUUCCAGUCGACAGUGAAGUACAAGGAGAACAAGCUAUUUCGAUGCGCGAGGGCGACGUUGUCGAUAAGGUGGUAAGGGAAGAAAUGGACAGCAAAGUAAUGACUUUCAGCAUUUCAUCCAGAACCACCCGACACCCACAAGUACCCGGACAUUGCAGUUUUAUCGACCCAGUCCAGUCCACAUUUCCAAUGACUUUUUUUUGUUUCUUUCUUAAUUCCCUGUAUGACCAAUACACAUAUAGCAUCAACUGUGUGUAUAAUAUGGUGUUAUUCAACGGUAGCGACUUUAGUACGCCUUUCUGCAAAUUGUCUUCUUCGUCGUCAUUUACGCGCAUUUGCGCUGCCGUUUUACCCGGCUCAUCCCCCGUUCCAGUCGACAAUGAAGUACAAGGAGAACAAGCUAUUUCGAUGACCGACGGCGACGCUGUCAAGGAGACGUUAGUGGAAGAAAUAGACAAAUCUGCCCGGUGCUCCGAGUGCAUCCGGAGAUGCUACUAUGCUCCUAACAAGUAUUUCUGUAUCACUAAUUGCAGAACUUCGUCUUGUUAG